Messenger RNA from Fimicolochytrium jonesii, 333 nucleotides. RefSeq lists its product as uncharacterized. Bases 1 to 333 code for a protein of 110 amino acids. The transcript is spliced from 2 exons. NCBI's taxonomy places the organism in Eukaryota, Fungi, Chytridiomycota, Chytridiomycetes, Spizellomycetales, Powellomycetaceae. The record is from RefSeq and is a predicted model, not a curated record.
AUGCUAUCCCUCUUCCCCGAAUCAGAGGUCGCAAACAAGAUCGCCGCGCGGCCAGACUGGGAACGGACGCUCGGAUACGCGGGAUGGGCCGCAAUGGGUGUCUUUACGCAGGCGUUUGCCCUGGCGUUGCAGCAUCGGCCUGUGCUUGAACGACCCUACAAACACGUCCUCUUCGCCGGCGCCUUCGUCGGCCUGGGGUACGCCUUGAACACGUUCCAGGACACGCAACUGCACCGUCUGGAGCAGAAACGCGAUCGGCUGGUCAGGAGGCGGAUGUUGAGGGUUACGGAGGGGGCGGCGGCGUUGGAUGGGGAGGGCGCGGUGGCGCAUUGA